Messenger RNA from Penicillium robsamsonii, 2670 nucleotides. Its product is annotated as ATP-dependent RNA helicase DBP10. Lineage: Eukaryota; Fungi; Ascomycota; Eurotiomycetes; Eurotiales; Aspergillaceae. Gene Ontology annotation, molecular function: RNA helicase activity; RNA binding; ATP binding. The transcript has a single exon. The record is from RefSeq and is a predicted model, not a curated record. Gene Ontology annotation, cellular component: nucleus. The coding region runs from base 1 to 2670 and encodes 889 amino acids.
AUGACAGCGAUUCCGAUGCUGGCUCAAAGCCCCCCUAAGAAGAAAAACCAGAAGCCCGAUACCAACCAAGAUCUUGACUUUUUAAACGAAGACGACGGCGAUGCAGCUUUCAUUGCCAACUCGCAGGCAUCCGCCAAUCGAAAGGGUGCAAACCUCAAGGGCCGCACUGUGAAGAAGGGAGGUGGUUUCCAAGCAAUGGGUCUCAGCAUGACUCUGCUGAAAGCCAUCACUCGCAAAGGAUUUUCCGUUCCUACCCCAAUUCAGCGAAAGACUAUUCCCGUGAUCAUGGACGACAAGGAUGUGGUUGGUAUGGCUCGAACUGGUUCCGGAAAGACUGCCUCGUUCGUUAUUCCUAUGAUCGAAAAGUUGAAGAGCCACAGCACCACGUUCGGUGCACGUGCUCUCAUCAUGUCCCCAUCCCGUGAAUUGGCUCUGCAAACCAUGAAGGUCGUUAAGGAGAUGGGCAAGGGAACGAAUUUGACAUCAGUACUCCUCAUUGGUGGUGACAGUCUGGAAGAUCAGUUCGGCAUGAUGGCCAACAACCCCGAUAUCAUCAUCGCGACCCCCGGUCGAUUCCUGCACUUGAAGGUUGAAAUGGACAUGGAUCUCUCUAGCAUCAAGUAUGUUGUCUUCGAUGAAGCCGACAGACUGUUCGAGAUGGGUUUCGCCGCACAGUUGACCGAGAUUUUGCACGGCCUGCCCACGAACCGCCAGACUCUUCUCUUCUCCGCUACAUUGCCCAAGUCACUUGUCGAAUUUGCACGCGCCGGUCUGCAGGAGCCAAGCCUGAUUCGUCUGGACACAGAAAACAAAGUGUCUCCUGAUCUACAAAAUGCGUUCUUUGCUGUCAAGUCAUCAGACAAAGAAGGUGCCCUACUACACAUUCUGCACGAUAUUAUCAAGAUGCCUACCGGUGAGACAAACAUUGGCGGAAGAUUACGCCAAGAGGCCGAGAACCCAACAAGGAAGCGCAAGAGAUCGGAUGUCCGUCUGCCGAGCGGCUUCAAGGAGUCGCCUACCGAGCAUUCAACCAUCGUGUUUGCUGCAACCAAGCACCACGUAGACUACCUCUAUGCCCUUCUCGUUGAGGCAGGGUUUGCCACCUCUUACGCCUACGGUUCGCUGGACCAGACUGCUCGUAAUCAUCAUGUUCAAAACUUCCGAUCCGGCAUAUCAAACAUCCUGGUCGUCACCGAUGUGGCUGCUAGAGGUAUUGAUAUUCCUGUUCUUGCCAACGUCAUCAACUACGACUUCCCUUCACAGCCUAAGAUCUUCAUUCACCGUGUCGGUCGUACGGCACGUGCCGGCCAAAAGGGCUGGAGUUACAGUCUUGUUCGCGACAAAGAUGCCCCGUAUCUUCUGGAUCUUCAGCUGUUCUUGGGACGCAGGCUGGUUCUCGGUCGCCAGUACGGCACCGAACUCAACUUUGCAGAGGAUGUUGUCGUUGGGACGCUGGCGAGAGAGCAAGUCUCUCGCUCUUGUGAAUGGGUACAGAAGGUGCUCGACGAUGACAUUGAUAUUUACGGACAAAAGCAAGUGUCCCAAAAGGGAGAGAAGUUGUAUCUACGCACCCGCAAUUCAGCUUCUGCCGAGAGUGCGAAGCGGGCGAAGGAUGUCGUUUCUUCCGAUCAUUGGGCCGAGAUUCACCCACUCUUCAACGAUGCCACCAGUGAGAGAGAAGUUGAGCGAGAGAGUAUGCUGGCCCGCAUUGGUGGUUACCGGCCCCAUGAAACUAUUUUCGAGGCGAACAACCGACGAGGCGGCAAAGUGGAAGCCAAUGAGGCCGUGGACACCAUUCGACGUCUCCGCACUAGUGUCGAGAACAAGAGAAAGCGUGCUGAUGCCAAAGCAGAGGCCGAGUUGCAAGCACUUGGAAUGCCCACUCCCGGUGAGGAUGGUCAAGUGGAGGACGACGAUAUCCCCGAACAAGCCGGCGAGAACAUGUCAGAAGCCUCCGACGAUGAACUCGAGGUGACUUUCUCUGCCUACAACUCCAAGUCCAAGCAAGGAGAGACGAAGGACGCAGCGGCAGCAUUCCAGAACCCCGAUUAUUUCAUGGGCUACACACCCCAACACAACGACAUGGCCGAAGACAAGGCUUACGGUGUGCACUCGGGUACAAACUCGAACUUUGCCAGCGACUCUCGCAACGCGACGAUGGAUCUCAAUGGCGACGAAGGCAAGCGCGGUUUCGGUGAAGCGCGUUCCAUCAUGCGUUGGGACAAACGACACAAGAAGUACGUCGCGCGCCAGAACGACGAGGACGGUUCCAAGGGCAGCCGACUUGUGCGCGGUGAGAGUGGAGCCAAGAUCGCGGCCAGUUUCCGCAGUGGUCGCUUCCAAGCCUGGAAGAAGGGCAAGCGCGUGGAUCGGAUGCCUCGUGUUGGCGAGGCCGAGACGCCUGCUGUGAACAACAUCGACUCGCGCAUGAGCAGUGGACGAUUCCGUCACAACCAGGACCGGGCGCCUAAACGUGCCGAUCCUCUGCGUCGCGACUACGACAGGAUGAAGAAGAAGAACGAGGCGGCACGCGAACGCCAGCACGACAAGUUGGGAGGUGCGGCCUAUGGUGGCAAGAGCGAACUUCGGUCUACGGAGGAUAUUCGCAAGGCACGGAAGCAGGUGCAACAGCGUCGCGAUAAGAAUGCUCGGCCAUCGAAGAGACGUUAG